AAUGUCAACAUUUGGAAAACUGCCCAUUUCUUUCUAAAAUAAUUAAUAUUCUGUCAAAUUUAAAUACUUUAUUGAAUUAUACAAUGCAAGAUGUCAGAAGAGGAAGAUGAGGAAUUGCAAAAAUUCCACAAUGCUGUGCGAGAAUAUAUUAUUUUCUUCUUGCUGUUCAUAUUCCUUUAUGUAUCGGCAUACUUGUUGCUGUCAUAUUUCAAGAAGAGGGCAGACUCUGAAGAUUGUAUAACUGGUGAAGAAGAUGCAUUUGUAUUUCGGAUUGCGUUCUGGGUGUGUACUUUCACGCUGGCUGUGUCAAUGGGUGCUGUGUUCCUACUGCCUAUAUCCAUUGUGAGCAAUGAAGUUCUGUUGCUCCACCCACACAGCUACUACGUGCAAUGGCUAAAUACCUCACUCAUACAUCGUCUAUGGAACUUUGUGUUCUUGUUCUCCAAUGUCUCACUGUUCAUCUUCAUGCCCUUUGCCUACUUCUUUACCGAGUCUGAGGGCUUCACUGGAACAAAGGGAAUCUUUGCACGUGUAAAAGAAGCCUUGGUGAUGUUGGUGCUAUUGGCGACGAGUGUUCUAGGAGUAUUCUGGAUUUUUCUGCUCUUCAGCAACGACAGUCAUCGACACCAGCAAACAUUUUCUGAUAUCUGGAGCAUUUACCUGCCAUACUUAUAUUCCGGUAUUUCUUUCAUGGGAGUAAUUUUAUUGUUGUUGUGUACUCCUGUGGGAUUUUUCAGCAUGUUCACCUUCAUGGGAACUCUUGUACAGAAACCACAGUUUUUACGCGACAUCAAUGAAGAACUUACUCAGUUCCACAUGGAAAGGGACUCAUUAAGAAGGAAGUUGAAAGCAACCAAGCACAACGGCAUCGAGGGUAGAGUUCAAGGCACCAUUGCCAAUGGACAUCAAAAAACAGAAGACAUUCAAGGCAAACUUGAUGAAGUCAAUGCAGACAUCAAAGAACUGGAAAAACGCAAGCAAGUAUCCUGUGUAAGGCUGCUGAUGUUUCCAGUCCUGAUGCUAUUUUCACUUAUUCUUACUGUGUUGGGUGUUUUGAUGGUGACCCAGAACAUGUUCCAGCUAUUGGUGGGCAUUAAGGCUCUACCAGUGGGAGCAAAGGAAAUGUCACUGGGAAUCACAUCUCUGUCUGCACUCGGCUGGCCAGGCAGUAUUUUAGAAACAAUACUGAUUCUAUACUUGAUGUCAGCGUCUGUUGUAGGUUUUUACAGUUUGCCAUUGUUCUGUCGUAUUACGCCCAAGUACAACAACACGUCCAUGAUUUCCAUCAUACUAAACUGUAGUGUGCUGCUCAUACUGAGUUCAGCACUGCCGGUCUUGUCCAGAACACUUGGUAUUACAAACUUUGAUCUUGUCGGCUCAUUUGGCACUAUGGACUGGUUGGGCAACUUCUACAUAAUCUUUUUCUCCAAUGUGAUAUUCGUCAGCGCCACAGUUUUAUGCCUUGUGAACAAGUUUACAAACAAAGUGCGACAGAGCAUUUACAUAAAAAUCAAGACAGCGCUGUUGACGUUUGUGUCCCAGAGGUCCAGAAAUCACUCGGCUUCAAGUUUAAAUUUGAGUACUAGUACCAGAUUUUCCGAGGCCUCUUAAAGCAGCUGUUUCACAGUUUAUUUGCUUUAAAAAUAAAGGGGUAAUUAACUUUUUUUUGGUGAAAAAACUUAUGGUGCAAUUUCAUAUGUUCGGGAUGUGAACAUGAAUUUGCCUUGUGGCAUUUUCAUUUUUUUGCUGUGAAUAUUCAGUGCAUUUUAACAGGUUUGGGCUGUACAAAAAACAUUUCUUCUCGUCUUUAGAAGUUUUGUGUUACUUGUAAAAGAUUUGUAAAGUAUCUAACUUACACUUUGAUUCAAGAAAAAAAAUCGCUUCCUAGUAAUAUAAAACCCUAUAAUUUUAAUAACACAAACACUCAUAAUACAUUUUAAACAGAUUUUAUUUGAUUUACAACAGCAUUAUACAUGAGUUGUUUUUAAUAAUUUAAUAAAUUCUUCUUUACAAAAUUAAUUGUGAAGAGAUAUCUUUUUCUAAUAGCCCAAAACUGGAUUCUUUAGGUGGAAAUGAACAGCUAAAGGCUUUUGUUAAAGUUAUUUGUGUGUUAAAAGAGAUGUUAUUUACAUGUACCUUUGGUGCUUGUGUAUUGCCAUUCAGUUGUAGACUCAAAGCUGAUUGUGUUGCUACCUUUAUAGUAUUGUACCUCGAUGCAAGCUUUUAGUAGUUAACAAGUGUUGCAGGAGGUACAGAGGCAUAAUCAAGUAUUCCAUGUGAUACAGUUUUUCUCCGGUUUUACUUUUAUGACUGCUUAAAUAGAUUGCCAUAUUUAUCUUUUGAGCAGUCGUUCAGUCAUGCAAGCAUUGGAGACAAAUAUUUGUUGUGUAUUUUGCCUGUUAACUAAUUAGCUCUCAUUUGUGGUAUACGUGUUAGCUGUUCUCAGUUGCCAAAAGACUUGGCACAGUGUUUGAUUGCACUUAAGUUGUUAACCUUUUAGUUCAUGAUUUCUUGUUCAAGUUUGUAUUUCUGCUAGUUUUUGCACAAUUGCCAUUAUAUUUUAUGAUGUAUUUUGCAUAAGAAUAUUGAUGAUGUUCUUAUUUUGAUAACAAAUUAAUAAUUUUUCCUGAUAAAUAUUUGGGUUGAAAAUAAUUUUUGCUCAGAAGUGCACUAUUUACUUUAUGAAACUUAGUGCAUUAGGACAACAAUAAGCAUUGUCAAACUACUCCUAUAAAGGAAAAUGUAAGCUCUACUAUAACAGAAUAAAAUAUAGCUAUCAUUCUAAAUGCUUAAAGCGAGAUUAUACGAUUAUUUCAAAUAUUUAUGAAUUUAUAUGAAAUGUGUAAAAAACGUAUAUACAUAUAUUUAAAUAUAAAUUA
Dreissena polymorpha is the source of this 2879-nucleotide messenger RNA. Its product is annotated as limb region 1 protein homolog. The transcript is spliced from 15 exons. The coding region runs from base 91 to 1611 and encodes 506 amino acids. Gene Ontology annotation, molecular function: transmembrane signaling receptor activity. The record is from RefSeq and is a predicted model, not a curated record. Lineage: Eukaryota; Metazoa; Mollusca; Bivalvia; Myida; Dreissenidae. Gene Ontology annotation, biological process: signal transduction.